AUCAAGAGAAUGCAGUGCAAGUGCAAACUCUCGCAGUGAGCCUGUGUGAUCGAUCGAUCUGAGUAGGGGUCGGCCAUGGAGUCGCUGCUCGCAGCCGGUGCGGGAGGGAUCGGUGUGGCGGCGGCGGCCGUCGGGGGGUUUAUCGCGGCGGCGACACUCGCCGUGGCACCGCCCAAGAACCGCCGCAACCCGCCUCCAGCUGUUCCUGGUUUACCCAUAAUCGGAAAUCUGCAUCAAUUGAAAGAAAAGAAGCCUCAUCAGACCUUCACAAAAUGGGCUGAAAUUUAUGGCCCAAUCUACACUAUAAGGACCGGGGCUUCUUCCGUAGUUGUGCUCAAUUCAACUGAAGUAGCCAAGGAGGCGAUGGUUGCAAAAUUCUCAUCCAUAUCUACCCGAAAGCUAUCCAAAGCACUAACAGUGCUUAGUCAUGAUAAAUCCAUGGUUGCUACCAGCGACAGUGGUGAUUUCCACAAAAUGGGGAAGCGUUAUAUCAUGUUAAGCAUGCUGGGUACUUCUGCACAGAAACAAUUUCGUGACACAAGAGAUAUGAUCAUCAAUAACAUGUUAAGCACUUUCCAUCAACUGGUGAAAGAUGACCCACAUGCUCCUCUGAUAUUCAGAGAUGUUUUCAAGGAUGAGCUAUUCCGGUUGUCCAUGAUCCAGAGCUUAGGAGAGGAUGUGAGUUCAGUCUAUGUGGAUGAAUUUGGGAGGGACAUUUCGAAGGAAGAAAUCUACAAUGCUACUGUGACUGACAUGAUGAUGUGCGCAAUUGAGGUCGACUGGAGAGAUUUCUUCCCCUACCUCAGCUGGGUUCCAAACAAGAGCUUCGAAACAAGAGUGUUUACUACAGAAUCUAGACGAACUGCGGUGAUGCGCGCCUUGAUCAAGCAGCAGAAGGAAAGGAUUGUGCGUGGAGAGGCAAGGACAUGCUAUCUGGACUUCUUGCUGGCAGAGAACACACUGACAGAUGAGCAACUAAUGAUGCUAGUGUGGGAGGCACUCAUAGAGGCUGCAGAUACUACCUUGGUCACCACAGAAUGGGCCAUGUAUGAGCUUGCCAAGAACCCUGACAAACAGGAACGGCUUUACCAAGAGAUCCGGGAGGUGUGCGGCGACGAGGCGGUCACCGAGGAGCACCUGCCGUGGCUGCCGUACCUCAAUGCCGUCUUCCAGGAGACGCUGCGCCGCCACUCCCCUGUCCCGCUCAUACCUCCGAGGUUCGUCAACGAGGACACCAUGCUCGCCGGCUACGAUGUCCCCGCCGGCACCGAGAUGGUGAUCAACCUGUAUGGGUGCAACAUGAACAAGAAGGAGUGGGAGUCGCCGGAGGAGUGGGCGCCGGAGAGGUUCGCCGGUGGGAGGUUCAAGGUGGCGGACAUGUACAAGACGAUGGCGUUCGGCGCCGGGAGGAGGGUCUGCGCAGGGAGCCUGCAGGCGACUCACAUCGCGUGCGCCGCCAUCGCGCGCUUCGUGCAGGAGUUUGGGUGGAGGCUGAGGGAGGGUGACGAGGAGAAGGUGGACACCGUGCAGCUCACCGCCUACAAGCUCCACCCGCUUCAUGUCCACCUCACGCCCAGAGGAAGGAUGUGAACCAUUAUAUUCAUUGGAAGCUGUUGCUCGUUGAAUAAUGAUAUAUAGUUAUCUUUGAGAUGUAUUUACUAUUAGCAAAAUCUCCAUGCUUUGUUCUGGAUAGGAGAAAACAUAUUAUAAUAUAUCGUGGAAUAUUUUUUUUAUCAAA
Messenger RNA from Oryza sativa Japonica Group (Japanese rice), 1738 nucleotides. NCBI's taxonomy places the organism in Eukaryota, Viridiplantae, Streptophyta, Magnoliopsida, Poales, Poaceae. The record is from RefSeq and is a predicted model, not a curated record.